Centruroides sculpturatus (bark scorpion) is the source of this 282-nucleotide messenger RNA. RefSeq names its product NAD(P) transhydrogenase, mitochondrial-like. Gene Ontology annotation, cellular component: mitochondrial inner membrane. Lineage: Eukaryota; Metazoa; Arthropoda; Arachnida; Scorpiones; Buthidae. The transcript has 3 exons. Bases 25 to 282 code for a protein of 85 amino acids. The record is from RefSeq and is a predicted model, not a curated record. Gene Ontology annotation, biological process: NADPH regeneration. Gene Ontology annotation, molecular function: NAD binding; NADP binding.
AUGUAAGAAAUUUUUUUAGGUCGGAUGCCAGGACAGUUAAAUGUGCUUUUGGCAGAAGCUGGUGUUCCUUACGAUAUUGUUUUAGAAAUGGAUGAAAUCAAUCAUGAUUUUGAUGAAACAGAUUUAGUUUUAGUAAUUGGUGCUAAUGACACGGUGAAUUCUUCUGCAGAGGAAGAUCCAAAUUCAAUUAUUGCUGGAAUGCCUGUAUUGAGAGUUUGGCUUGCUAAACAGGUUGUUGUGAUGAAGAGAAGUUUAGGGGUUGGCUAUGCUGCUAAACAGUGA